AUGAAAAGACAUCCUGAAGGACGGAGAGAGACAGAGUAUGCGAAGAGUGUGAAAACGAAGAGCAUAAACUACACGGGACGAGGAGAGAGAAAGUGUGUUAGAAAGAGAGAGAGAGACAAAGAGACUAAAGAAGAGGAGAGGCAGAAGAUAAGGGUGAAAUUAGGGUUUUCUUUCGUUUGCAGUCAUCUCCUAUAUAAGGAUCUUUCAGACUCAUCUCGUACUACUGAUACCAACUUUUGCUUUGAAUCGGCGAUUUUAAAGACCUGGGUUCUUCAGCGAGAUGCUUUAUACUAUUUUGGGAUUUACAAGGGCUUCUUGAAGAAACAGUCUGGGUCUAUUGAAUCAGAUGGGCUAUCAGAAAAGUAUUGCGAGAAUAAGGGUAUUUCACUGGUUAUUCAUGCGUCACUCGCUAAUCACUUUAUAACGGUGCUGUCCAUCUGCCGAGCCAAGACUUUUACUCCUGGGAGUGGUGCUGUAAGAGCCGAGUUUAUGUCUGGUGUGAGUGGGACUGUAAGUGAGCAGAGAUCUGGUCCUGUGGCUGCUACAGGUGGGGUCCCUGUUGUGGUUCCUUUCAGCAAUAAUGAGGUGUAUGUAUGUGCAAGCUCUGGGAAGUGCCAAAUAAUUCACUGGAGGUUAGCUCAUAAAGAUGAAUGUGUCCCGUUGGAGGCUUGCUCUCCUUCUUCUGAGAGGGUUUCCUUUGAGAAUGAUUCUGCUUUGCAUGACCACGGCAUGGAUUCUACAAUAUAUAGUAACAAUACUAAGCAGACAGCAAAGGGGAAGACUUCAAAAAGCUCUGUAGAAUUUGAUAUUACACCACAAGUCAACACGCAAGGGAGAAAAUGCGUACCAAAACCGAAUUCUUCCAGGUCCAACCGAGAAUCAGCAGUUGGUGAAGCUGCUUGUGCUGGUGGCGAUAACAAGAAGGGCCACACUAAACAUAAGUCGAGAAGCAAUAGCGGUGCUGUGGAAACAAAUUCCAGAAGGCAUUCUGUUGACAACUCUUGUAUGCAAAUGAACGGACCAACUUUUGUAAGUGGUACGCAGGAAGGUUUCAAACAUGAAAACAAUUUGGGAGCAAGAAGCUCUUUUGGCUGUCCAAACGCACAGUUUCCUAUAACUGGAACCAGAACAGGUACACUGCCCAAAUCUGGAGAACAAUCCUGCACAGAGACAAGUAAAAAGGGACAAGUCGCUCCAGUAUCAAUGUCUCAUGUUUAUAUCUAUAAUCCAGAGACUGUUAGGUCUAAGGAUACAUGCAUUGCUGAAGAAAGCAAUGUCAUCUCCUCAACCAUGGGUUUAAUGAAAAUGAUGGGUUUAGGAAAUUCUACAAAGCAUGAUGAUCGUCAUAAGAACCUGAAAAUGCUUUUUCCAUACGAGGAAUUUGUUAAAUUCUUUCAGUGUGAAGUGUUUGACUUAUCACCUAGGGGCCUUAUAAAUUGUGGGAACAGCAAAAUCGAGGGUUCUGGGAAAGUUUGGUGCCUUAUGUGUGAACUUGAGCAACAUGUAAUGAUGCUUAGAGAACCUGGAGGUCCACUUUCUGCUAGCAGAAUUCUCUCACACAUGCGAAGUAUAAAUUGUCAGAUUGGUGAUGGGAGUCAAGAAGAUGCUCAUGAGUUCUUAAGGCUUUUGGUUGCUUCUAUGCAAUCCAUAUGUUUGGAGAGACUAGGAGGUGAGACUAAAGUGGAUCCAAGACUGCAAGAAACAACUCUAGUUCAACAUAUGUUUGGUGGACGUCUCCGCUCAAAGGUGAAAUGCUUGAGGUGUGAUCAUGAAUCAGAAAGAUACGAGAAUAUAAUGGAUCUAACAUUAGAGAUCUACGGAUGGGUUGAAUCUCUUCAAGAUGCCUUGACUCAAUUUACUAGACCAGAAGAUCUCGAUGGAGAAAACAUGUAUAGAUGCAGCAGGUGCGCUGGAUAUGUUAGAGCGAGGAAAGAAUUGAGCAUUCAUGAAGCACCAAACAUUCUCACAAUUGUUCUUAAGAGAUUCCAGGAAGGAAGAUACGGGAAGAUAAACAAAUGUAUAAGUUUCCCUGAAAUGCUGGACAUGAUACCUUUCAUGACAAGAACCGGAGAUGUUCCUCCGCUUUAUAUGCUUUAUGCUGUCAUCGUUCACUUGGAUACUCUCAACGCAUCUUUCUCGGGUCAUUACAUUUCCUAUGUCAAAGAUAUGAGAGGCAAUUGGUUCAGAAUCGAUGAUUCGGAGAUUCAUCAAGUGCCAAUGACUCAAGUUAUGUCCGAAGGAGCUUAUAUGUUGUUCUACAUGAGAUCGUAUCCACGUCCUCAAAGAGGAGAACACAACGGAAAAGCAGCUCAGUUUCGGCAUCCGCAACCAAGAAACGAGAUGAAGGAACAGAGGAAACCGAUUAACCGCUUCAAACCGAGAGCAGAGCACGGCAAGGCGGAGUCAUCAUCGAGCGAAUGGUCUCUCUUCACGAGCUCAGACGAAGCUUCUUUCACCACGGAAUCAACCAGAGACUCUUUCAGCACCAUAGACUACACAGAUGUCUGCCACGUCGCGGACAAUUCUUCUCCUUUCUCCAUCUUCAACAACUUGUACCACAACGUGGAGCCAUCGCCACACAACACCGUGGCCUGCAGAAUGUUCUCAGGUACCAAACCCAGAACCAUGUAUUUCGUCGAGGAAGAAGCAAAUCACAACAGCACGGUCGUGAUGGACUCGGCACCAUCAUCCCACGACUAUUACCAGCAGAGUAUGUAUGUAAAUUAUGAGACUAACCCAGGAUUUAACGAUCAGGAUCGAACUUACAGUUAUGAACACAACUGGUAG
Messenger RNA from Thlaspi arvense, 2787 nucleotides. The record is from the annotation of a GenBank genome assembly. Lineage: Eukaryota; Viridiplantae; Streptophyta; Magnoliopsida; Brassicales; Brassicaceae.